AUGCCUGAAUUACGUCGUUCUGCAAGAGUUGCCGCUAGACCAGCCAAAGAACCAGAGGCUGUCACCGAACAACCACCUACCAAGAAAGUUAAAACAGCUCCAACAAACACCGCAAAACCCGAUGCUGGAUUGGGGAUUGGUGAAAAAAUUCCAGAUGUUACUUUGUUGAACCAAGAUGGUGAAGAGAUAAGCUUAACUGAAGUUGCCAAGGGAUCGAAGUAUGUAGUUAUUUUUGCUUUUCCACGUGCAUCGACCAGUGGCUGUGCUAGACAAGUAUCUGGCUUUCGAAAACUUGACAAGGACUACAAAGACGUCUCAAUCUUUGGUGUUUCUUCUGAUAGCGUCAAGGCUCAGAAGAACUUUCAAACCAAGCAAAAUGCAGAGUACGAUUUGUUGUCCGAUCCUGAGAAGAAGUUAAUCGGUGCCUUAGGUGCUAAGAAGCACCCUCUGGGAAUUAUUAGAUCACACUGGAUUUUUGUUGAUGGGGUCUUGAAAGUCAAACAAAUUCAAGUAUCACCAGAAGUCAGCUUUACAAGUGCCGAAGAAGAGAUCAAGAAAUUUAUCAAUGAAAAUGAGAACGGGAAAGAAGCUACUGAAAAUGAUGUCACCAAGGAAGAAGUUAAAGAGGAAUCUCAACAGGAUGACAAGGAAGAUAAUACCGAACAAACUGACGAGAAAGCCACUGAACAGACUCAAGAUGAAGUGAAAAAGGUUUCUGACGAAACUAAAGUCGAAGAUGAAACCGAAGAAAAACCAACUGAAGAACAAAAAACAGAAGCUCCAGUUGUUUAA
This is a messenger RNA of Candida albicans SC5314, 792 nucleotides long. It is a transcript of the gene DOT5, whose product is annotated as thioredoxin peroxidase. The transcript has a single exon. Gene Ontology annotation, molecular function: thioredoxin peroxidase activity. The record is from RefSeq and is a predicted model, not a curated record. Gene Ontology annotation, biological process: cell redox homeostasis; cellular response to oxidative stress. Lineage: Eukaryota; Fungi; Ascomycota; Pichiomycetes; Serinales; Debaryomycetaceae. The coding region runs from base 1 to 792 and encodes 263 amino acids. Gene Ontology annotation, cellular component: cytoplasm.